AUGCCCACCCCACUACCAGAAAAGCCCGUCGCGAGCGGCACCGCUUCCUCGCAAGGGGACUCGACGGAGAUAGAAGCCCAUUCCCACACCAACGAGAAGGCUGCUACCGACAAGAUUGACCUCGAGAAAGCCGACAGCAAGAUUGCGACCCCGCCCAAGGCCGCAUCCCAAGAAGAUCCCUUCAAACACCUGCCCGAUGACGAGGCAGCCGUGUUGAAGCGCCAGAUCAUCACCCCCGAAGUCAAGGCGGGCGUGGCGGCGCUCUACAGGUACUCCUCGACCAACGACAUCAUCAUCAUUGUCAUCUCCACCCUCUGUGCCAUUGCUGCAGGUGCCGCACUGCCGCUCAUGACGGUCAUCUUCGGCAAUCUGCAGAAUGUUUUCCAGGACUACUUCGUUUACCGGAGUAUGUCCUAUGACGACUUUACGGAUGAGCUUGCCAAGCUGGUCUUGUACUUUGUUUAUCUGGCCAUCGGCGAAUUCGUUGUCAGCUACAUCUCGACCGUCGGCUUCAUCUACACGGGUGAGCACAUCAGUGCCCAGAUUCGCAUUCACUAUCUCGAGAGCUGUAUGCGCCAGAACAUUGGCUUCUUCGACAACCUCGGCUCCGGAGAGGUCACAACGCGCAUCACGGCCGACACCAACCUGAUCCAGGACGGCAUGUCUGAGAAGGUUUCGCUGACCAUUGCCGCACUCGCCACAUUCAUCGCUGCCUUCGUUAUCGGCUUCAUCUUCUACUGGAAGCUGACUCUUAUCCUCUUCUCGACCGUCGUCGCCCUCGUCCUCGUCAUGGGCAGUGGAUCGACGUUCAUCAUGAAGUUCAACAAACAGUCCAUUGACUCGUACGCCCAGGGUGGCAGCUUGGCCGACGAGGUCAUCAGCUCCAUCCGAAAUGCCAUCGCCUUUGGCACCCAGGACCGCCUGGCCAAGCAGUACGAUGUUCAUCUCGUCAAGGCCGAGUUUUUCGGCUUCAGAGUCAAGGGAGCCAUUGGCUGCAUGGUCGCAGGCAUGAUGUGCAUCUUGUACCUCAACUACGGCUUGGCCUUCUGGAUGGGAAGUACCUACAUCCUGAGCGGCGAGGUGGACCUUCGAGCUGUCUUGAUUAUCAUGAUGUCGGUCAUGAUCGGUGCGUUCAAUCUUGGCAACGUUGCACCCAAUAUCCAAGCAUUCUCCACAGCUGUCGCUGCGGCCGCCAAGAUUUACAACACCAUCGACCGUGUGUCACCCCUGGACCCUUCUCUUGACACCGGCGACAAGCUCGAGAAGCUGGAGGGCACUAUCACACUGAAGGGCAUCAAGCACAUCUACCCUUCGCGGCCCGAGGUCGUCGUCAUGCAGGAUGUUUCCUUGACUAUUCCCGCCGGCAAGACGACUGCCUUGGUCGGCGCCUCGGGUUCUGGUAAGAGUACAAUUGUUGGACUUGUCGAGCGCUUCUACGAUCCUGUCCAGGGAUCCGUCUACCUGGACGGACAUGAUAUCACCAAGCUCAACCUUCGAUGGCUUCGCCAGCAGAUGGCCCUUGUUAGCCAGGAACCAACGUUGUUCGGCACGACCAUCUUCCACAACAUUCGUCAUGGCCUCAUUGGUACCCAGCAUGAGAACGAGUCUGAAGAAAAGCUGCGUGAGCUCGUCAUCGGAGCUGCAAAGAAGGCCAAUGCCCACGAUUUCAUCACCAGCCUUCCCGAGGGAUACGAGACAAAUGUCGGCGAGCGCGGUUUCCUGUUGUCUGGCGGCCAGAAGCAGCGUAUUGCCAUCGCUCGUGCCAUUGUCUCUGACCCCAAGAUUCUUCUGCUUGACGAAGCCACCUCGGCCCUCGACACCAAGUCGGAGGGCGUUGUACAAGCCGCCCUCGAGGUCGCCGCCGAAGGUCGCACGACGAUUACCAUUGCCCAUCGUCUUUCAACAAUCCGUGACGCUCACAAUAUUGUUGUCAUGUCCGAGGGUCGCAUUGUCGAGCAGGGAACUCACGACGAGCUUCUUGAACUGAACGCUGCCUACUACAACCUCGUCACCGCCCAGAACAUUGCCGCCGUGAACGAGAUGACCCCCGAGGAGGCGGCAGCCAUCGACGAAAAGGAUGAGCAGCUGAUACGUCAAGCUUCCCGAUCCAAGGAAGGCUACGUGCAUGAUCCGCAAGACGACAUCAACCUCAACCGCACCACCACCACCAAGUCAGCUUCCAGUGUUGCUCUCCAGGGCAAGCAGCCCGAACUGGAGAAGAAGUAUGGUCUCUGGACACUGAUCAAGCUCAUUGGCUCCUUCAACAAAAAGGAGGUGCACUUCAUGCUGAUUGGAUUGAUCUUUUCCAUCAUCUGUGGUGGUGGCAACCCAACGACAGCCGUAUUCUUUGCCAAGCAGAUUGUCACGCUCAUCGUGCCUGUGACGGAUCAGAAUCGCGAUCAGAUCAAGUCCGACUCGGAUUUCUGGAGUCUCAUGUAUCUGAUGCUUGCUCUGGUUCAGCUCCUCGCGUUUGCGACUCAAGGGAUCCUGUUCGCCAAGUGCUCGGAGCGACUCGUCCACCGGGUCAGAGACCGCGCUUUCCGCACCAUGCUGCGCCAGGAUGUUGCCUUCUUUGACAAGGACGAGAACACGGCCGGCGCACUGACGUCUUUCUUGUCGACCGAGACCACGCACGUGGCAGGACUGAGCGGUGUCACACUAGGUACCCUGCUCAUGGUCACCACUACGCUUGUCGCGGCGUUGGCGCUGUCUAUUGCCAUCGGCUGGAAACUCGCCCUCGUAUGCGCGGCAACGAUUCCACUCCUGAUCGGAUGUGGCUUCUUCCGUUUCUGGAUCCUCGCACACUUCCAACGCCGGUCCAAGGCUGCGUAUUCCUCUUCGGCGAGCUUCGCCUCCGAGGCCAUCUCGGCCAUCCGUACCGUUGCGUCCCUCACCCGCGAGCAGGAUGUCCUCGACAUGUACAAGAAGUCGCUGGCCGAGCAGCAGCGACGCAGUCUGCGAUCCGUCCUCAAGUCGAGUUCACUCUACGCUGGCUCUCAGUCUCUGACGUUCCUUGCUUUCGCCCUCGGUUUCUGGUACGGUGGCACACUCAUCGCCAGCCGCGAAUACAAUAUGUUCCAGUUCUUCGUCUGCUUUUCCGCCAUCAUCUUCGGUGCGCAGUCGGCUGGUUCCAUUUUCUCUUUCGCGCCCGACAUGGGCAAGGCGCAUCAGGCGGCGGGCGAGCUGAAGACACUCUUUGACCGCAAGCCGACCAUUGACACUUGGUCCACGGAAGGCGAGUCGCUCGAGUCGGUCGACGGCACGCUCGAGUUCCGCGAUGUGCACUUCCGCUACCCGACGAGGCCGGAGCAGCCCGUGCUGCGCGGUCUGAACCUCACCGUACGCCCUGGCCAAUACAUCGCGCUCGUUGGCGCUUCGGGCUGCGGCAAGUCGACGACGAUUGCGCUUCUCGAGCGAUUCUACGACCCGUUGGCAGGUGGCAUUUAUAUUGACGGCAAGGAGAUUAGCACGCUCAACGUAAACAAUUACCGGUCCUUCAUCGCGCUCGUCAGUCAAGAGCCUACACUGUACCAGGGCUCCAUUCGCGAGAACAUCCUGCUCGGCACUCCCCACGAGGCCACGGAUGAGGCCAUUGAGUUUGCAUGCCGUGAGGCCAACAUCUACGACUUCAUCGUGUCUUUGCCCGACGGCUUCAACACAGUCGUCGGCAGCAAGGGUGCCCUCCUGUCGGGUGGACAGAAGCAGCGCAUUGCCAUUGCACGUGCAUUGAUCCGAGACCCGAAGAUCCUGCUGCUAGACGAGGCGACGUCCGCGUUGGACUCGGAGUCGGAGCACGUUGUGCAGGCAGCCCUCGACAAGGCGGCCAAGGGACGGACGACGAUUGCCGUCGCGCACAGGCUGAGCACUAUCCAAAAGGCGGAUGUGAUUUAUGUAUUCGAUCAGGGACGGAUCGUAGAGCAGGGUACACACACGGAGCUCAUGCGGGCGAACGGCCGGUACGCCGAGCUGGUCAACCUGCAGAGCCUGGAGAAGCAUACAUAA
Verticillium dahliae VdLs.17 is the source of this 4002-nucleotide messenger RNA. Its product is annotated as multidrug resistance protein. The transcript has 2 exons. The coding region runs from base 1 to 4002 and encodes 1333 amino acids. NCBI's taxonomy places the organism in Eukaryota, Fungi, Ascomycota, Sordariomycetes, Glomerellales, Plectosphaerellaceae. Gene Ontology annotation, biological process: transmembrane transport. The record is from RefSeq and is a predicted model, not a curated record. Gene Ontology annotation, cellular component: membrane. Gene Ontology annotation, molecular function: ATP hydrolysis activity; ABC-type transporter activity; ATP binding.